AACAGCAACAACAACAUCAACAGCAACAUCAACCCCAACAUCAACAGCAGAACCAGCUACAGCAUCAACUCCAACAGCAACACCAGCAGACCCAACAGCAGCAUCAACCCCAACACCAACUACAGACCCAAUUGCAGCAUCAACUCCAACACCAGCAGACCCAACUGCUGCAUCAACACCAACAUCAGCAACAAAGUAAUGAAGCUUUGCCUCAACAUCAGUUCUUCCAGUACUCAUAUAGCCAAAGUCAGAAGCAAGAGCUGCCUCCAAAAACAGUAUUAAAUGUGUUCCAUCAAGCUCAUCAGCCAUCACUCCUUCCCCUUUACAGUCAUCAAGCACAAAGCAUGUGCCAACAACACAUAUUCCAGCAGUUCUUCCCUCACCAGCAGCCACCACAGUCUCUAGGUCUGCAACGGGUUCAGAUGAGCCAUGGGUCAGAUCCAUCAACGCAUCAUGUGGUUUCAACUGCAGCUCAGUUCCAGCAACCUUCUGAGGCUCAGGUCAGCAAAGGCCUUCUUCAGAGGUCCACUGUGGUCAGCCACAAACAAGAACACCCAUCGCAUCAGCUGGUGACUGAGUUUCAAGCGCCCUCAGCAAAACAGGCACAAUACUCUUUCAAGGAAAGGAAGACGAAGCCCUCUCUGUUUGAGCUGCAGAGAAUUGGGAAUCCACCGGGCCCUGGGGAUAAUGUCAGGCAGCACUGGCCGCAAGCCUAUGGGCCAGAACUCCAGAAGCUCCUGAACGUGCCAUCGAACCAUUGCACACAGAACCAGCUCAAACUAUUUGAGGUGGAUUCACUUCAGUCAAAAAAUGCACAGGCAACUGAGAUGGACAACUGGAGUCAGAAAGAGCAGGAGAAGGCCCAGCUGUCUCAAGACAGUAGAAAGUCUGCUCAGGUCCCUGCCCAAGAAACUGCUUCAGAGGUUGAAGAGCCAGCCUCUAGGGUUAUGCAAAGCACAACAAGAAAAGGGAGAACUUCAAAUGAAACUAAUGAACCAGAGCCACAAGAAGUAUCGAUGGAGCCCCUGUCCAGCUGGAACUCCUCAGCUGAGACUCAGGAAGAUGACUCCCAAGAAGAAAGGAAGAGAAGGACUGUUGGACCCUCGCAGGUCACAGCGGAACCCGCAGUCCCUAGGGCUCGGCUUGAUGACAGCUGCCUAAUGCCGCUUGUAAUACCAGUAUCAGUGCCAGUUCGAAAGGUGGACUCUGUUAAAACAAACACUGACAGGACAGAGGAUGGGGAAUCCCAGAUGAACUCCAAUGAAAAGGAUCUAUCUGAGCUGAAUCUAUCCUUAUUAACAACCCGCCGGCGUAGAUUGAGUAGAGGCUCAGGAGCAGAGCACUCAGUGCAGGAGGAUGCUAGCUCCAGAGGUCACGUGAACCUGACAGCCAAACUGAAACGGCGGCCCAGACCAGAGCCCCUCUUCAUUCCACCCAAGCCUCUCAACCAUGUCUCUGUCAUCACUUACCCACCUGGCACCCUUUACCAGAGCAACCUGCGCUCGCCAGUCAGGCUGCUGGACCAUCCCAUGGACAAGAACUUCCAGCCUCCGCCCUACACUCCCCCACCUAUCCUCAGCCCCAUGCGGGAGGGCUCAGGACUCUACUUCAAUGCCUUCCUGUCUUCUUCAAGCAAUUCAUCCCAACCAGUCACCCCAAGGUCUACACCUAAAACCUGUUUAAGCCAAUCAAAUAGUGUAGAGACCCCUCCUCCAGUUCUCUCCCUCAUGAGUGAAGCCACACCGGCAAGCAUUGAACCGCGGAUCAACAUCGGCCCACAGUUCCAGGCUGAAAUACCUGGGCUGCGUGACAGGCCUCUGGCUGCGUUAGAUGCCAACCACGCUGAUCUGGUGUUCAAGCCAUGGGAGGGUCAUAAAACCAAUCGGCUUAACCAGCAGAGAGUGGAUGACCUGAUGACGCUGGCCUGUUCCAGUAUUUUACCAGGAGGAGGUACAAACCAGGAGCUCGCCUUACACUGUCUGCAUGAGUCCAAGGGCAGCAUGCUGGCAGCUCUAAACAUGCUUCUUAUUAAAAGAACUCCACGGGGCAGGAGUAGGGCGCUACUGAAUUACCACUACGCAGGAUCAGAUAAAUGGACAUCUACAGAGAGGAAGAUGUUCAACAAAGGGCUGGCAGCACACAAGAAGGAUUUCUUUCUUGUUCAGAAAUUGGUGAAGACAAAGACAGUGGCCCAGUGUGUUGAGUUUUACUACACAUACAAGAAACAGGUCAAAAUCGGCAGGAAUGGAGUGCUAAUAUUUGGCGAUGCUUCUGACAACAAUGGCAAGAGUGAGGAUGAGCCGGUCGAAAUUGACAGAAAGGAUUCUCUCCCUCGUAGAGCCCGAGUACCUUUCAUAACAGAAGUUAAGAAGGAGGAGGUUGAGGAGGAGGAUGAGGAAGAGGAGGAGGAGCAGGAGGAGGAGGAGGAGGAGUACAGCCCAGAUCACAAGAAACAGAUCCUGACCCAGGCUAAGGUUGUGAAGAAUGAACAGGACGCAGCAGUUCAUUCCCAAGGUGUUCACCCGCGUAAGAAUCAUGACCCCACAUACCGAUGCAGCUACAAACCACGACAACCUGCAGUGGGCACGGCAGCGCCCCGCAUGCCAUCCAGGAGCGAGCAGACACAGUCGGGCACCUCGGCCAAACAUGCCAAGCAGAGUCAAGAAAACAUCUUCCCUUGCAAGAAGUGUGGAAAGGUUUUCUCCAAAGUGAAGAGUCGGAGUGCGCACAUGAAGAGUCACAGUGUCCAAGAAAAGAAGCAACGGGAGGCGGAACUAAAGAGCCGUAUUACAGCAGAGGAAGAGCAAGCUGAAGAGCAUGAGAAGUACAAUGACUAUUCCUAUUGCUACCAGGACGUGUAGAGUAGGUGAAGAGAUCAGGCUCCCCUUCACAAUCUGCCGUCUUGACUGGACUCAGCUAUGAGUGUCAACAUGGACGGUGCUGGACAAAACUCCUCUGGGAAGUGCUGACAGCGUUUCUGUAUCAUCAUCUCUUCCCCACCCUCAGCCCCUCAAACGGAUAAUUGAGGGGUGUAGAGGGUUUUUGGGUGGUUUUUCAUCCCAGGCUGAUUGCACAAUGGAUGGUGGACUAAAGCAGCAGCGAUACUAGCAAACGGAGGUUACAUGUUGGAAAAUAGCAUGCACUUUUUUUUCUCUAUUUUGGUCACUCACCUUUCCCCUUUUUUUUUAUUUACAGUUGCACAACAAGAUUUCCUGCACAGAUGCAAAGAUUGCUCGGGAACAAAGUGUUGCACAUUCAUUGUGUUGAUAGGCAAAUCUUAUUGUUGUUCAGCAGAAACAGGCUUUAAACAUAUAUUCAACUUAAAGGAUUGUAUCUUUACAUCACACUAGAUAGAAUUCCAUUGCAUGACUUUGGGCUGCAGUAUUAAAAUUGGACAUGAUAAACUGUUUGUCAGUUUAAUACAACCUCAUUUACACAGUUGGGCUGUUUGAGUUUGGUAUGUCAUGUGAAAUCAUGUUCUGACACAUUGACCUGGGUUCUGGUGUCUUGAGAGCUGCCUUGCUCAUCACUAAGCUGUCUCCAAUUAUCUAUCCCGUUGUUUAUAUGCGCUCGUCAGUGUUUAUGAAACACACUGGAACUCUUCCGAUUGUGGAUGUAUUUUGAUUGCAACACUUUUGACUCAUAGAAUAUGGUUAUAUUAUAGUAUAUGGACUCAAAUCAUUCAGCUCCAAUAGUGCCCAGGCACAGGACAGUCCAAAUCAACACUGCUGUCCUCUCUAACUGUGAAGUGUCACCCUAGGAAUGCAGAAUGUGGCAGUGUGCGAGACAUCAGUUUGCCAUAUGUGAUAAAAUGCUGAGGCCCUGAAUCUUGUUACAUCCUUUCCUCUCCAAACACUUUGUAAAGUUUGCAGAGGAAGUGUCCUGGACUUGUAACUUCAUCCAGGAAAUUACUCAUAGCUAUUUGCUCAGGGCUUGCCUGCCUGCCAUUCUGACGACUUGCCAUGAGACAGCUCCACAGAUGUCAUCAACCAUGUGGCUGCCUUGUCCUGGCCUGCACCAUGCCAUUGUCAGAGAAUCUUACAGCACAGAUGGUGGGCAUUCUGUCUAUUGUGUCUGUGCCCAUUGCAGUUACUGCAAGUUGGAAAUCUUCAGGCUGGCCCUAUCCCUGUCAAAAGCCACAGAAGAUACUGAAUUUACCAUGCCACCACCUCUUUUAAAUCACAUUUCCUGAAUUUAUUUGAAGUGAAUUACAAAAAAUUACAGCAGCGGCUGUGCUCCGGUACCAUUGUCAAUUCUGGUUGGGCGUGUUCCUGGCGAAUUCAUCGCAUGUCAAAUAUCCCCUCCACCCAUAUUUUUAUAACUGUAAAUAAAAGUGCUCAAAAAAUGGGGAAAUAAUCCACUUUUUUUAGUGCCCCUAGGAGUUUUCUCCCAGAGUUAUAGCAGCAGCACCUACGAGAUUAAUUUCUGGAGAGUUCAGGACAAUCCUGAAGGGCCUUGGUCCAUGCGUUGUAUGAGAGACUGACACUAGCACGAGUGUACAAUUUUUGUUAUUUAAUAUUAAAAAAAAUUAUAUAGGAUCACUUUUGAGAUUCCUGGGUGUUCAGCCCCGAAACUGGGAAACUGUGAUCCUCUUAACCUUACAAUUUCUUCAACUUAAAGCUGCUUUUGCUUAUUCUGCCACUGUAUAUACAGCACAAGGAGUGAGUAACUAUCUAAUCCAGAGCUACAGCUAACGUUGUUGGCACUGAAUUUACCAGCCUGUUUUACCAUGGGCCUUGUAAAUAUAUUAAAAGAUUACAUUAUUUAUUCUUACUAUGCUUAUUUGAUUUCUGUAUAAACUUCAUAAGAUUUAUAAUGUGAUUGAUUUUAGUAAGGCUGGCCUGUACAAUGUUUCCUGUGAAUGGUUUUGUACAUUUUUUUGUUUCUUUUCAACAACCCCUCUACCCCUGCCCUUUUAACGCUAGUUUAAACCAGGCAGCAGUGGGUCGGGACCGCUCACCACCCACUGAACACAUCAGUCUUUCCACAAUGUAAUAUUUGUAUUUUGUUUUAUAUCAAUGAUUCAAAGCUUUGUUUUACAAAAGAAAGAAAUUGUAAAUAUACCAUUAUUAAAUGUAA
This is a messenger RNA of Carcharodon carcharias (great white shark), 5079 nucleotides long. RefSeq names its product mitotic deacetylase associated SANT domain protein b (gene mideasb). Gene Ontology annotation, molecular function: transcription corepressor activity. NCBI's taxonomy places the organism in Eukaryota, Metazoa, Chordata, Chondrichthyes, Lamniformes, Lamnidae. The transcript has 12 exons. The coding region runs from base 345 to 2861 and encodes 838 amino acids. The record is from RefSeq and is a predicted model, not a curated record. Gene Ontology annotation, biological process: regulation of transcription by RNA polymerase II; negative regulation of DNA-templated transcription. Gene Ontology annotation, cellular component: transcription regulator complex; histone deacetylase complex.